Molecule: messenger RNA, 1874 nt
Organism: Argentina anserina (silverweed cinquefoil)
Lineage: Eukaryota; Viridiplantae; Streptophyta; Magnoliopsida; Rosales; Rosaceae
Product: putative pentatricopeptide repeat-containing protein At5g40405
Exons: 1
Coding region: 1-1848 (615 amino acids)
Molecular function (GO): protein binding; zinc ion binding
Source: RefSeq, a predicted model, not a curated record
AUGAGCUCCCUAAGAUGCAUAGCAAAACACCCAGCAAUAGCACUAGUAGACUCCUCCACCACUCUCAAAGAGCUCAAGCAAAUCCACGCCCAGCUCCUCAUCCACGGCGUCCUCCCUCACCUCUCCGGCAACUUCGUCACCGCCAUUGCCUUCCGUAACCCCAACAAUCUGGAAUAUUCCAACCAAGUCCUACACCAAUGUGACAACCCACCUAUCUCUGCCCUCAACUCCAUGAUCAGAGCCUACUCCAAAACCUCCGCACCCACUAAAAGCUUCCACUUUUACAACCAAAUCCUACACUCUCGCCCUAAUCUUCUCCCUGAUAACUACACAUUCAACUUCUUGGUCGGCACUUCUGCGCAGGCUGCUUCGUUUGAGACCGGCGCAUCUGCCCACGCCGCAUUACUGAAGCACGGCUUCGAGAACGACCCUCAUGUUUUAACUGCUUUGAUUUCCAUGUAUGGCGAGCUGGGUUGCUUGGAGGAGAGCCAUAGAGUCUUUCAGGGCAUUUCGGAGCCUGACGUGGUUGCCCGGACAGCCAUGCUGACCGCCGGAGCGAAAUGCGGUGAUGUGGAUCAUGCACGGAAGGUGUUCGAUGAAAUGCCCGAGAGAGACCCGUGUACGUGGAACGCGAUGAUUGCCGGGUAUGCGCAGUGUGGGAAGCCUGAGGAGGCUUUGGACAUGUUCCAUUUGAUGCAAAUGGAGGGUGUGAGGGUGAAUACGGUGUGUAUGGUUUCGGUGUUGUCGGCGUGUUCUCACUUGGGGGUGCUGGAUCAUGGGAGAUGGGCGCAUGCGUAUAUUGAGAGGAGUAAGGUGAGGAUGGAUGUGACGUUGGGGACUGCAUUGCUCGACAUGUACGCGAAAUGUGGGGACAUGAGUAAGGCCAUGGAAGUGUUUUGGGGGAUGAAGGAGAAGAAUGUGUAUACUUGGAGUUGUGCGUUGGGGGGACUAGCUAUGAAUGGCUAUGGUGAGAAGUGUCUUGAGCUUUUUACUCUCAUGGAGAAGGAAGGCGUUCGGCCGAAUGAAAUUACCUUUGUUUCGGUUCUUAGGGGCUGUACUGUGGUUGGACUAGUGGAGGAAGGUCAGCGACAUUUUGAUUCUAUGAGAAAGUUGUAUGGGAUUGAACCUCAGCUAGAGCACUAUGGCUGCAUUGUUGAUUUAUAUGGUCGAGCUGGGCGUUUAGAUGAAGCCCUGAACUUCAUAAACAACAUGCCAAUGAAGCCUCAUUCGGGUGCUUGGAUGGCUUUGCUCCACGCCAGUAAAUUGCACCGGAAUCUGGAACUAGGUGAGCUUGCGUCGAGGAAGGUACUUGAACUCGAUGACAGGGAUCACUGUGCCUAUGUGCUUUUGUCUAACAUAUAUGCGGAUUCCAAGUAUUAUGAUGGAGUUGAUAAUGUGCGGGAAAUGAUGAAGGCUAAAGGUGUGCAGAAGAAGGUUCCUGGUUGUAGUGUCAUAGAAGUUAAUGGGGAAGUUUAUGAAUUUUUUGCAGGGGGCAACAAGUCUCACCCGAGGUAUAAUGAAAUCAUAACGAAGCUGGAAGAAAUCUCCCAACGGCUGAAAUCAGCAGGUUAUGUAGCUAAUACAAACCCUGUGCUGUUUGAUAUGGAGGAAGAAGACAAAGAGGAUGCAUUGGCUACACACAGUGAGAAGUUUGCCAUUGCUUUUGGUUUAAUCACUUUGAGAGAAGGGGUUCCCAUUAGGGUUGUGAACAACCUCAGAAUCUGUUUGAAUUGUCAUGAUGUAACAAAGAUGAUCUCCAAUAUUUUCAACAGGGAAAUUAUAGUAAGAGAUAGGAAUAGAUUUCACCAUUUUCAAAAAGGUAAGUGCUCUUGCAAUGAUUAUUGGUGAAAACGGAAAAAUGGGAAUAAAGCUGG